AUGCCCACAGAGCUUCCAUAUGCCGCAGAUGCGGAGGUGUCAUUAUCCUACGACGAACUUGAAGUCCUACGUCUGCAAUAUCAGAAAGAACUUUCACAAGCGCAUGUUUCAAUCCAAACAAAAUUUAACUAUGCCUGGGGUCUGGUCAAGAGCCCGAUGCGCGAGCACCAGGUAGAAGGGGUACGGUUACUGCAAGAUAUAUAUCGCUCGGAGCCGACACGACGACGCGAAUGCUUAUAUUACCUUGCCCUUGGACACUACAAGAUGAGCAACUAUGAGGAGGCAAAGAAGUUUAAUUCAUUACUCUUAGAGAAGGAGCCCACAAAUCUCCAAGCACAGAGUCUUGGUUCACUUAUCGAGCAGCGGGUUACAAGAGAUGGGUACAUCGGCAUGGCCAUUGCUGGCGGGGCUGCUGCUAUUGGCACGAUCCUUCUUGCAUCCCUUGUACGACGGGCAGCACGAAAAUAG
This is a messenger RNA of Fibroporia radiculosa, 468 nucleotides long. RefSeq lists its product as uncharacterized. The transcript has 5 exons. Gene Ontology annotation, biological process: mitochondrial fission; peroxisome fission; autophagy of mitochondrion. The coding region runs from base 1 to 468 and encodes 155 amino acids. The record is from RefSeq and is a predicted model, not a curated record. Gene Ontology annotation, molecular function: protein binding. Lineage: Eukaryota; Fungi; Basidiomycota; Agaricomycetes; Polyporales; Fibroporiaceae. Gene Ontology annotation, cellular component: mitochondrial outer membrane; peroxisomal membrane.